CUUAAAACCCGACCCAUUAGAGCGCCAAAUCUCAAAUCCAUAAAUCAGUACGAAUUUGAAAGAAAAAAAAUUGAUAAUGGAGAGAGAAAAAUCGAGUAAGAGAGCAAGAGGAUCCAGGGACGGCGAUGACGACGAUCACCGCCGUAAUCGCCACCGUGACGAGGAGAACCGACACCGGUCCGAUGAUCGGCGACGUCAAGACCUUGAGAGAUCGAUUGAGCGGGAAGGAAACAGAGAUGUAGGUCACGAUCGCGAGGAUGAGAAUCAACAUCAAUCCGAUGAUCGGCGACGAGAUCGUGUGAGGGAAGGAAGCAGAGAUAGAGCUUAUGAUCGUGAAAGGCGUGAGAUAACACGUGAUCGGGAUAGACGGGAGAAAUCGUUUGAGUUGGAAGUUAACAGAGAGGGUUCAAUGGAGAGAAGGAAUUCGCGUAAGAGGAAAGAUAGAGGAGAGAAUGUGGAUAAGAAGAAUGUCGAUGAGAAGAGAGCUAGGGAUUCGGAGGUUAAGAAGGAUAAACUGAGAGUUGACAAUGUGAAGUUGAUGGAUAAGGAAGAUGUGGAAAUCGAUGAAGAAAAGGGAAAAGGAUGUGAAAUGAGAACUGUGAAGGAAGAACCGAAACCAGAGCUCUAUGAGGAUGGACAGGAUGUUGAUACCAUUGAUACUAGUGUAGCAAUGGGAUCAUUCAGUGCAGCAUCAAGGACUUCCCCUGAUAAGCCUUUGACUCGUAGUGAUUCUCCUGCUACCAAGGUAUCUUCAAUUUCUACCACAACUGAAAAUAAGGGAGUUAAUAUUAACAAAUUUCAUAAGGUUCUUGGGAAAUCUAGUACAGAUGGGGCAGCUCAUGACACUGGCAAGAGUGCAAUCUUAUCCAUUGAUGCUAAAGGAAAUGCAUACGAGCUCAAACAAAGGCAUAAAGUGCUGAAAGAAAAGCUUAAGAGGAUUCCUUUGUUAAACAAGGGUGCCAACUCUACGAGAGAUGGAAGUUCACAAAUGGGUUCCAGGGAGAGCCUUAAAGCCCCUUCAACCAAUGUGGCGAUAUUGCCACCACCAGUUGCAUCUUCAAAUGCAGAGAUAUUACCCACUCCAGGUUCAGCACGUAGCACAUCAACUAUAGCUACCAUGGUAUCUGCAAAUAUGCUACCCAGUAGCUUGCCUCAUGUUGUGGGCCUCACAGCACAGAGCUAUGAAGCGAUAAAGCGUGCGCAGGAGUUUUCUGCUAAGAUUGAAUUCCGGCAGGACCCGGAAUGUCCCUCCCUCAUUAACAUGUUUCCUGGGCAAAUGCCUCCAGAGGUUACAAUUCAGCCAAAACUUGCUAAAGCCCCUGUUCUUCGUUUGGAUGCAUUUGGCAGGGAAAUUGAUGAGCAGGGAAAUGUGGUCAAUGUGCCUAAGCCAUCUAGCACCCUUAAGGUAAACAUCAAUAAGCAGAACAAAGAGAGCUUCCAACUUCUCAAACCUGAACUUGACAUUGAUCCUGAUAAAAAUCCUCAUUUUGAUCCGAGGAUGGGCAUUGACAAGAACAAAAUAUUGAGGCCCAAGAAGAUGUCAUUUCAAUUUGUGGAGGAAGGUAAAUGGUCCCGAGAUGCAGAAAUAAUCAAGUUAAAGAGCCAAUUUGGUGAAAUACGAACGAAGGAGCUGAGGACAAAGCAAGAGCAAUUGGCAAAGGCAAAAGCAGAGCCUGACAUAAAUCCAAAUCUUAUUGAGGUGUCAGAGAGGAUUAUCACCAAAGAAAAAUCAAAGGAACCAAUCCCUGAUGUUGAGUGGUGGGAAGCUCCUCUGUUACGAUCUGGUGCUUAUGGUGUUAUGGUCGACGGUAACUUAACUGAUGAUACAUUGAAGAUGGAGAGGAUCACCAUUUAUGUGGAACACCCCCGUCCUAUUGAGCCUCCUGCUGAACCUGCUCCACCUCCUCCACAGCCAUUGAAGCUGACCAAGAAGGAGCAGAAGAAAAUGCGCACCCGGCGCCGUAUGGAUCAGGAGAGAGAAAAGCAGGAAAUGAUACGUCAGGGCCUGUUAGAACCACCAAAACCAAAAAUUAAAAUGAGCAAUCUUAUGAGAGUCCUUGGAUCAGAAGCCACUCAGGAUCCCACAAAGCUUGAAAAGGAGAUUAGAAGUGCUGCUGCUGAGCGAGAGCAGGCUCAUAUAGACAGAAAUCUUUCUCGGAAGCUCACUCCUGAUGAGUUUCGUGAGAAGAAAGAAAAGAAACUCUUUGACGACCCAACUAUUGCGCCAGAGACAGUAGUUUCAGUAUACAGGAUCAAUGACCUUUCACACCCUCAAUAUCGCUUCAAGGUUGAUGUCAAUGCACAGGAGAAUCGCAUGACCGGGUGUGCGGUUAUCUUGGGAGAUAUAAAUGUGGUGGUAGUUGAAGGUGGUAAAAAGUCAAUCAAGCGAUAUGGGAAACUAAUGCUUAGGCGAAUAGAUUGGGCUGCUGCUGUUAAGAAAGAAGACGAUGACGAAGAUGAAGAUAAGCCUCGCAACAAGUGUGUGUUAGUCUGGCAAGGGACUGUUGCUAAAUCGAGCUUUCAUAGGUUUUUGGUUCACGAGUGCAGGACUGAGGCUGCUGCUCGUAAGGUCUUUGCUGAUGCUGGGGUUCUUCAUUACUGGAAUUUAGCUGUAGACUUCAUAGAUGAUGAACUUUAAUUUCUAGGGAAAUCCUCACUUUGAACUCGAAUCUCUAGACAUUUUGUUUGACUGUGUCACACUUACAUGGAAGACAUUUUCUGCGGUUCAAGACAUUGGAGGAAUAAAACAGUAGUACUCUUUUUAUAGUUUCA
Solanum pennellii is the source of this 2772-nucleotide messenger RNA. Its product is annotated as protein RDM16-like. The record is from RefSeq and is a predicted model, not a curated record. The transcript has 6 exons. Bases 77 to 2638 code for a protein of 853 amino acids. Gene Ontology annotation, cellular component: U4/U6 x U5 tri-snRNP complex. NCBI's taxonomy places the organism in Eukaryota, Viridiplantae, Streptophyta, Magnoliopsida, Solanales, Solanaceae. Gene Ontology annotation, biological process: mRNA splicing, via spliceosome.